AUGGGUGGAGUAAGACGGGCUAAUGUCAAAUAUAAGAGCGUGCCCUCACAACUUAGACUCAGAUACCGUGCAGAGCUCCAUCUACACACGCGAAGCCCUCCCUCCCGGGUUAUGCUGGAAGUUUAAUUGCAUUCACUUUGUCAACAUGGUGACUAAACCUUUGCUGUUAUUGGCUGCUCUUUGGACUUCGAUAGUAAAUGCAGAUUCCAUGGAGGAAACGAUUAAGAGGAAUCCACCCAGAAAUAUUUCGAUUACCCACAGAAGUCUUGGAGAGUACACCUUUUCAUGGGAAGGAAACUGCACGUGUACAGGGAACAUCAAAUACCAACUAGAUUACACCUACCUCGAUUCAAAAGACAGCAAGAUGAAAACGUACUAUGUGAAAGAAAAUAAAAAGGUGCUGGAUUUGGAAUUCCACCGAGGACUACAGGCUCGAGUGAGGCUUACAUGUGGAGACAAAGACAACAUAACUAGCAAUUGGACUGAGAGAACCUUUAAUCUGCCAGGUGAAUCAUUCGCUUCAGUUGACAACUUGACUUGCAUUUUCUAUGGUGAGCUGUACAUGAACUGCAGUUGGGAUGUUACUGAAGAUGCAUCGGAUGAUGCACAAUUCAUUUUGUCCUACAGGGAGCGAAACCCAUCUGAUGUGUACAACUGCGCAGAUUACCUGGAGGAUGGAGGGAGGAACAUUGGCUGUGUCAACGAAAAUAUUCGCAUUGAAGAUACCGACAAGAUUACCAUCUGUAUCAGUGAAGUGAACAAGAAGGACAAAUUGCCGUAUUGCAGAAUAGUGAAACCGACCAAUUUCUGUAAGGCAUUUUGUAUGGGGUUUUUUCUGGUGGAUCAUAAUUGAAAUAUCAGUAGAUGGAAAAGUAGCAGGUAGUGAUUGAUCGGGAGAAGAUUUGAGUUU
Messenger RNA from Amblyraja radiata (thorny skate), 910 nucleotides. RefSeq names its product interleukin-13 receptor subunit alpha-2-like. NCBI's taxonomy places the organism in Eukaryota, Metazoa, Chordata, Chondrichthyes, Rajiformes, Rajidae. The transcript is spliced from 6 exons. Gene Ontology annotation, molecular function: protein binding; cytokine receptor activity. Gene Ontology annotation, cellular component: external side of plasma membrane. The coding region runs from base 23 to 853 and encodes 276 amino acids. Gene Ontology annotation, biological process: cytokine-mediated signaling pathway. The record is from RefSeq and is a predicted model, not a curated record.